AUGCCUACCAUCCCCACUGCGCUUCAAGCCCGAUCGACAGCGCCUAUGAAUCCCGCUUCAGUAAUGGCGCCGUCACCUAGCAAGAAGCGCAAGGCCGAAGAAGCGAACCCGAUCUCCAAGAGCGGCUCUGAUAUGGCGCAGCGCAGCGAUCCAUCCUUGACAGCUCCUACUCGCGACCAUCUCCUUCCGAACGGGCACACAGACGAUCAGAAGACGCCAGCAAAGCGCCUGAAGACCACCCAUGCGAAGCGCAAUGUAGCUCCAGGUCCUGCCGCGAGCACCACGAGUCGCACUAUAGCCUCUAGUCGUGUAUCAGCCACUGGCGCAGUGCAUGUCGCAACAAACGAUACGCCUACACAAAGCUCGAUGACAAUGUCGACAGAGUUGAGGGCUGCGAAGACCAAGGUUCACAACAGCGCUGUGUCAGGUGCUGAAGACGUGUACAUCAUGGAGACAGAAGACGACACUGCUUCAGAGGAAGAGGCUUCUGCCUUCGAGGAAGAGCAUUAUGCUUCAGAGGAAGAGGAAAAUGAUGUAGAGGAAGAAGACGACGACGCAGUUGCACAACAACUGCGCGCUAGAGCGACAGUCUUCAAUCCACCACCUCGCCCGGCGAUUACACCUUGGGACUACGAUUUCCCAGCGCCGACACUCCCCUAUCACGACCAAUCCAGUUGUCCAGUCGAUUGGAGUAAAGUCGUCAUCGAUUCCAAAGUUUCCAAAAGAUGCGAAAAGGCCUAUGAGCUACGUAGGCCAUGGCAACAGGAGCCAGUCGCUUGGGACAAGAUGGCAGAGCUGGGCAAUGUCAGUGCAGAGGGCGUACGUAAGCGCUUCGCGUCAGCCAAUAAGGCAGUCUUUGAGCUCACGGGAGUUUACUUCGCCACGAGCCCCCUUGGGCUUGCCGAGUAUGACAUCCCCUUGUACGCAGAGCUGAAGAACUUCCUUCCAGACACAAGCGAAGCGUCUCCGGUUCUGAGCAAAGAACCUAUCACCAACCCAUUGUUCUACGACGGUGAGGCUGUUCAGCUUGUGAUCUUUCCGCCUGGACAAGAUGGUGGCGUCAAUCGCUUCGUACCGCAAGAGGUCAUGGACCGGCUGCCGAUCAACGACCAACACUUUCUUGAGUACUCUCUCGAUAAUUUCGAUCGGUGGUACACUUCGGCUUUUCUAGGUCGUCGUCACACUUUCCCGAGACGCAUAUACCGCCUUGAGCCAUACGAUGACACAAGCUUCAUUCACCGCGAUAACGGCACACCGUCCAUCGCGAUGAGCGAUUUGUUCGAGACAUACCGGCUCUCCCAAGCGAUGGGGACUACGGAGGUCUGCGAUAUGAUCCUUGACGAAAUUGUCUUGUCUUUCAAGCAAGAAAUCGAGCUUGUCAAAGAGCAUGAAGAGGGGAAAGUUACCAUGCAGGAUUGCGACAACACCAUCCAGUUCAUGAGCUUCAGAAUUGACGACGUCAACUUACUUUGGGAGCACACCAAGGCCAAUGAUAAGAUCCGUAUGGUAGUGCUCGAGUCAUUGUUUGACCAAGUUGAGCUGUUACGAGCUAAAGUGGAAAAGCAAAAGCGUCAUCUGAACAGGGAUUUCGUGAUAGACUGGUGCUUCCACACCAUUCUCUUAAUGAUGGCCGGGCCUUGCGACAUUGUCCAGAGGUUCAGACGGGGCGAGGGAAAUCUCCAAGAUUUCUGCGCCCGAUACCACGACCAUGGGAACUCUAAGUCUGAGUGUUUCCGCGCCAAACCUGAGUCCUCCAAACUCAUUCCCGAGGAGACUGACGAACCCAGGAUCAUCAAAGUUCGCUUCGGUACUGUGGAUCUGGAGAUCGAGGAUCGCGCUAGCUAUGCCGGGGUCAUCUUCCGCUUUGAGCGUCUAGUAGAGGACAAAUCGGAGUGGGACUGGCUGCGCAUACGCUCCAUCGCCACGUUCGUUGAAGGCCCUCUAGUUCCUGAUGCUCGCCGCAGGAAGUGGCACCUGGAGCCGAUCUAUUAUGAGCUGGAUACCAUCGAUGCCCAUGGCCGAUACCCUUGCCAUCCAGGUUAUCAGAACCAGGAUUGGACACAUCCGGUUGGAGAGCCAGAUGUCUACGACGAGCCAUGGGGGAAGGUCAUCAGGCGCGAAGUCCCCGCGGGGGCGACCAAGUACCGCGAGACCAAGAUACCCGCUGGCAAGGACGAGCAUGGGAAGAUAAUUUUCAAGGUGACAGAAGUCUUCUUUGAGAUUGAAGACCCGCGUUGGUACCCUCCUAAUGACUGGAAUGCGGACAUGGACCCUUGCGAUUUUUGGCCCCAGGAGCUCAGGGAGUAUCGGAGGUGGCUCUGGGUUGAAGAAGGAGGGACGAUCCCGCGGAUUGAGGUUCAGCGGUUUCGACCUUAUGAAGACGACACUCGUCAUUGGAAAGAGCCUUUUGUGGAUCGGAUGAACAAGUUGAGCGUUUUUGACAUCCUUAAUUGA
Messenger RNA from Alternaria viburni, 2454 nucleotides. RefSeq lists its product as uncharacterized. Bases 1 to 2454 code for a protein of 817 amino acids. The record is from RefSeq and is a predicted model, not a curated record. The transcript is spliced from 2 exons. Lineage: Eukaryota; Fungi; Ascomycota; Dothideomycetes; Pleosporales; Pleosporaceae.